UCUUUUUAUUAUUAAAACUGUUAAGAAAGAGUGGUCAAAAUACAAUGUAUAUGUGUAUAUACAAAAAUGUAUAUCUAAACGUAAAGUGCAUGUUAUGUAGUUUAAUUGCCAGUUUUUGAUAGAACAAGCGGGAAAAUUCAGGCGCAAAAGUUUUUGUUUGGUGAAGUGAAGUGAAGUAGCACAAGAAGCGAGAAGACAGGAGUACAGAGCUUCACGGAAGAGACAGAACGAUAGCAUAGCUGUUAAAAAUUUUCAUCGAAACAAUGAGCGAUAAUUACAACAGUUCUCGUCAUAAAACUGGUGAUAAAAAACGCAAGCAAGAAUAUGCUGGUGAUAGUAGGAAGAAGUCCAGCAGGGGCAACAAAUACUCCUAUAAUAUUGAUGAAUAUCCAGAACUAAAAUAUACAGUGGAACACUUUGAAAGUUACACCAGCUAUACUCCGAAAAACAGCAGUCCCUCCAGCAGUGCAUCAAAAUCAUGGGGUGACAUUAUGGAGGAUGAAGACAGGCGGCAAAAUGAACGAAGCAGAUCACAAGGAAAUAGAUCAGAUAGGGCAAGACGCAAAAUGCCACUGUCUGAGGUGAAUUCGAAUCAAUUCCCUAAGCGUUACGAGCAUGUUAAAUCACGCGCUAUUGCGAAACCUAUUGAAACGGAUGAGAAAAGAUUAUCCACAAGACAGAGACAAAUCGAUAUCGGAAAAAAUACUGAAGGUUAUAGAAAAUAUGUCGCUGAGGUAACAAGAAGAGAAAGGACAAAAGAUCAUCCUUGGACCCCAAACAAGUUCACUGUAUGUAGUACUAGAUCUUGGAGUGGAAUAAUGAGAAUCUGGAGACGAAAACUUCAUUUCUGGGAUCCACCAAGUUUGGUUGCACAAAACGAAAACAGUUUUUGCAACAUCCCCUCAAGUCCUGUUGACGAUGUCUUCCAAAAGAGACACAUUGAUGACAGUAUGGAAACAGAUGACUGUCACUCUGAAAACAGCAGUCAAACUAGUUCAAACGAGGAUUCGCAGCGAGGUUACCAUGAUGGUUUGGCUAAUAUACCCGAAGAAGAGUUUUUAUUUGGUAAAUACGAGUUUGCUGAAAAUGAAAACUUCAAUAUUCAUGUUGCGUAAAACUUCCAAUAGUUCUAGAGAAUAGCUUGGCAAUAGAUUAAACAUAUGUGUAGCUUUUGACAAGUAAGAUUAUGAGAAGUUAUUUUAUGCAUAUGAAAUAGUCUUUCUCGUUGAUCACAUAGAACAUAUCUAUAGCAUUAUUUAACUGUUAUUUUUAAAGUUGUAAAUAUAGAUAAUUAUUUCUAAAAAUCUUUUACUUUUUUAGGGUACUUUAUUUUAUUCACAGAAAACUUGCCUUUGACCAGCGACCUUAAAAACCUGAAAUUUGGGAAAUUUCGAAAUUAUAAGUUAAAAUGUUGUAUUUUUUUAAAAAACUAUCUAUCGCAUUUCUGAUUUUGUGUUAAUGUAAAAUUUCUGAUCGAGAGAUUGUAAAUAUAGUAGUGUUCAGAAGGAGUUUAGGUUGCAAAUAUCUUGCAACCUGAAAUUGUGUACAUAAUGCGUAAUUGUUUAUUUUACUGAAAUAUACUCUUCCCAAACUUUUUACAA
Hydractinia symbiolongicarpus is the source of this 1601-nucleotide messenger RNA. Its product is annotated as histone RNA hairpin-binding protein-like. The record is from RefSeq and is a predicted model, not a curated record. The transcript has 6 exons. Gene Ontology annotation, molecular function: mRNA binding; histone pre-mRNA stem-loop binding. Gene Ontology annotation, biological process: mRNA 3'-end processing by stem-loop binding and cleavage; mRNA transport. Gene Ontology annotation, cellular component: cytoplasm; histone pre-mRNA 3'end processing complex. Lineage: Eukaryota; Metazoa; Cnidaria; Hydrozoa; Anthoathecata; Hydractiniidae. Bases 264 to 1115 code for a protein of 283 amino acids.